Messenger RNA from Xiphophorus maculatus (southern platyfish), 5199 nucleotides. It is a transcript of the gene dlg4a, whose product is annotated as disks large homolog 4-like. The coding region runs from base 317 to 2485 and encodes 722 amino acids. Gene Ontology annotation, cellular component: postsynaptic density membrane; neuromuscular junction; neuron projection. Lineage: Eukaryota; Metazoa; Chordata; Actinopteri; Cyprinodontiformes; Poeciliidae. Gene Ontology annotation, molecular function: kinase binding. The transcript is spliced from 20 exons. The record is from RefSeq and is a predicted model, not a curated record. Gene Ontology annotation, biological process: postsynaptic neurotransmitter receptor diffusion trapping; chemical synaptic transmission; AMPA glutamate receptor clustering.
UUAAAGCAGCAUCCCGUGUCUUGAGGCAGUCUAACUUUGGCAUCAUGUUUUAUUUAGACUGAAUGUAGGCUCAAAGGGGUUGUGUUGAUUGGAAAAGAUAUUUUUUUUAUUUGAAGCAGUCUGGUUUUCCAUGGUUUCUUCAUUAUGGCAGGGCCAAAGCCCACUGGAUCGGUUUGCUCUCAUUUUUUUGGUUGCACUUUGAAGAGGUUCCAAAGCUUCUAGAGCUUUCUUUAUUCCACUUCUACUGGUCUUAUUGGGCCCCCAGCAGAGUUUGAUGUGGAUUACCAGCAGUUUGCUUUUUUGAAACAGCAGCGUGAUGUUCAUGUCUGUGUGGUACGCAAAGAAGAUGGGCAGCAGAUUCCUCAGUAAUGUACGGAAAGCCAAGAAGUAUCGACGUCAUAAGAUGGGAAACACUCCUCCAGUGGUGGUGAACACUGACACACUUGAUGGCUCGCCAUAUGUAAAUGGGACAGAAGGAGAAAUUGAGUAUGAGGAAAUCACAUUGGAAAGAGGCAAUUCGGGCCUGGGCUUCAGCAUAGCAGGGGGCACAGACAACCCUCACGUCGGGGACGACCCCAGUAUCUUCAUCACCAAAAUUAUACCCGGAGGAGCCGCUGCUCAGGAUGGACGGCUCAGCGUGAACGACUGCAUCCUCUUUGUGAAUGAUGUUGAUGUGAGGGAGGUGACACACAGCCAAGCUGUAGAGGCCCUGAAGGAGGCAGGUGCUAUUGUCCGCCUCUAUGUUCUCCGCAGAAAACCAGCAGCAGAAAAAGUCACCGAAAUCAAACUAAUCAAAGGGCCUAAAGGAUUAGGUUUCAGCAUCGCCGGAGGGGUGGGAAACCAGCACAUACCGGGAGAUAACAGCAUCUACGUCACCAAGAUCAUCGAAGGCGGGGCGGCUCAUAAAGACGGCCGCCUGCAGAUCGGGGACAAAAUCUUAGCGGUGAACAACGUGUGUCUGGAGGAUGUGAUGCAUGAGGACGCGGUGGGAGCUUUGAAGAACACAGCUGAGGUGGUGUACCUCAGGGUUGCCAAGCCAAACAACCUCUUUCUGACAAACUCCUACAACCCACCAGACCUCACCAGCACAUAUUCCCAUAUGGAUACUGAACUUAGCCACCCCAACUAUCUUGGCUCAGAUUACCCACAAGCCCUCACCCCCACCUCGCCGAGCCGCUUUUCUCCUGUGCUGCACGGCCUGAUGGGAGAUGACGACAUACCCAGAGAGCCUCGCAGAGUCUUGAUUCACCGAGGCUCCACGGGUCUGGGCUUCAACAUUGUAGGGGGAGAGGAUGGAGAGGGCAUAUUUAUCUCCUUCAUCCUGGCAGGAGGACCAGCCGACCUGAGCGGGGAGCUUCACAAGGGCGAUCAGAUCCUUAGUGUUAACGGCGUGGAUUUGCGCAUGGCCACGCAUGAGCAGGCUGCCGCUGCUCUGAAGAACGCUGGCCAGACCGUAACCAUCAUUGCCCAGUACAGGCCCGAAGAGUACAGCCGUUUUGAAGCUAAAAUCCAUGACUUGCGGGAACAGCUGAUGAACAGCAGCAUGGGCUCUGGGACUACAACACUAAGGAGUAACCCAAAGAGAGGCUUCUACAUCAGGGCUCUUUUUGACUACGACAAGACGGCGGACUGUGGUUUCCUCAGUCAAGCCCUGGGCUUCAAGUUUGGGGACGUUCUGCAUGUGUUGGACUGCGGUGAUGAAGAAUGGUGGCAGGCCCGGAAGGUCUGCCCACAGAAUGAGGCUGAGGAGGUUGGCUUCAUCCCCAGCAAACACAGGGUGGAAAGAAAAGAGUGGUCUCGUGUUAACACCAAAGAGAGGGACCACGGUCGAGACAGUGUGGGCACUCAAGGGAGAGAUAAAACCCCACACAGUUAUGAGACAGUUACUCAAGUGGAAGUACAUUACGCAAGGCCGAUCAUCAUUCUGGGUCCGGUGAAGGACAGGAUAAAUGACGACCUGUUGUCUGAGUUCCCUGAUAAGUUCGGAUCCUGUGUCCCUCACACAACGCGGCCUAAGAGGGAUUACGAGGUGGACGGGCGAGACUAUCAUUUUGUGUCCUCCAGGGAACAGAUGGAAAAGGACAUCCAGAGCCACCGGUUCAUUGAAGCCGGGCAAUACAACAGUCAUCUGUACGGCACCAGCGUGCAGAGCGUCCGCGAGGUGGCCGAGCAACAGGGAAAACACUGCAUCCUGGAUGUUUCAGCUAACGCUGUGCGUAGACUACAAGCUGCUCAACUUCAUCCCAUUGCAAUCUUUGUCCGGCCCAAGUCACUGGAGAAUGUUUUAGAAAUCAACACUCGACUGACAGAGGAGCAGGCCAGGAAAGCAAUGGACCGAGCCCUCAAACUAGAACAGGACUUCAUCGAGUGCUUCUCAGCCGUCGUGGAAGGGGAGAGCUUUGAAGAGGUUUAUCACAAAGUAAAGACAGUGAUCGAGGAGCAAUCAGGGCCUUACAUCUGGAUCCCCACUCGGGAGAGGCUGUGAUGCUGCAACCGACCUGAACUGCCCUCGCCUCCCGACCCUCACAGCCACAGACCGCCGCCGCCGCCAUUCACCCUUCACAGCCGAGCCAGCCUCGCCUGCCUUCCCGUCCGUCCUCCAGCGAAGUCCGUGCUUAGGCGAUCGCCGCUUAACGACACAGAGAGACUAAUGCCUGCGAAGAGCGGGAAAGCACGGGAAUCGACACCGCGAGGCAAGUAAGGAUACCAAAAAGGAGACUUUUUCUAAGAAAAAAAAAAACAACAACAACAAGGUGAACAAGCUGAUGUGUAGUUCAACUGAAAGAGAUCGGGAGAAAAGAUUUUAGUAUAAUUUUACUUUACCAUUUAGGAUCAGUUGGUAUUUAGUAUUAAAAUGAACGCUGGAUUUAAACAAUGGAUUUAAAUUGGCCAAAAUUAACUUGCGUUCAACAAAGAUCCGGUUUAAUGUUUCGGCCAUUGAAAAUCCACACACAGACGGCCACUGUAGGCAGACUUUAACUGCAUUUUGACCCUGUAUGUGAGCUGCGGUCCAGGUUCUGUGGAUCUCAAAAGCGUAUAGAUGUGUCUGAGUAGACUUUGGAAUAAAGCAGAGGGUAGACCUCACUUCUAUGUGACGGUGAUUCCUGGGAUGGAGAUGCUAACAAAAGAGCCUUUUAGCAUCUCUGUUUUUUUAAACAACCUCCUAGUAUCUUUGGAGAGUACUUCAGAUCCUAGCGAGGCCCGCUCCCUUGACCAGGAGUCUUUUCUCAGCACUUUUUGUCAGCCUCUUCCUGGUUCUUGGUGCACACUUGAAACAACAUCUCUGUAACCAAGGCAAACAUUUCUUCUGUUGCCCAUUUUAAAUAUUGUGAGGCAGAUUUUAGAGGCGUUGCAGUUAAUUUUGAUUAAAAGCUCAUUAAGCUGAAGCAUGCAUCUUCACUGAUGGAGUUAUCAGAGGAAAGAAAAAAAUCUCAGAAAAUAAUAGGAAAAACAAAGAACGGCUAAAAGGUGCAGUGUCUUGCAAAAAUAUUUGAACUUUCUCACGUUUUCUCAUGUUCAAACCACAUGAACAACCUUGUAUGAUUUGUGAUAGGUGAACAGAAUAUUGUCCAUAAUUGUUAAGUGGACGGAUAAGGAUUUAUGCUUUCCAAAGUUAUUUUACACAUAUAAAUUUGAAAAAUCUCAUUGUGCAUUUGCAUUCAACCCCCAUGAGUCAAUUCUUGGUAGAAACUCUUUAAAAAUACAAAAGCUAAAAUGACUUUAUCUAGUCUGGAAGAGUCCAAAGCGCUUUACGCAUCUAUUCACACAGUGAUGGGGGGGAAAGCGACUACAUUUUACUCUGUUUUGCUCAUUCAAACUGGACGGACACUGUGUGUCACGAUCAUCUUUGAAGCUUUGCCAGAGAUUUCUUAUUGGGUUUAGUUCUCGCCUUUGACUGGGACAUUCAGGCACAUUAUUAUUCUUUGAUCGCAAUCGUUCCAUUGCAGCUCCGGCUAUAUGUUUAAAGUCUUUUCUCGGAGAUGAAUCUCUCCCCCCAGUGGAUUGUUCCCAGGAUAAUCCUGCGCUUAUCUCCAUUUAUCCAUCAGAUUUGGCCAGCUUUUGUGUCCUUUGCUGAAGAAAAACAUCCCCACAAUAUGAUGCUGCCGCCACUCUGACUAUGUGUGGACGGUGUUCUCAGUCUGAUGUGUAGCUUCAGAAAGUUAUUUCAGCUUUUCUAUCUAAGAAUUCUUAUCACUUCUUAAUAGGGGUCUAAAUUUAAAUAUGCACCGCUGUUUUCAGAUUUUUAUUAAUUGAAUAUUUUUGAAAUAAUAUAUCCCUUUCUUCCCACUUCACAAAUAUGCCCCACUUUCCGCUGGUAAUACUCCAACAUUUGAAGUUUUGAGGUUGUUGCAUGACAAAACGUGGUAAAGCUCGAGAUAAAUAGAUCCUUUUGCAAGACACUGUAUGUUCUUCUUCUCUGCCUCUUUUUUGCAAAGGAGGGUUUUAGCAUGUCAUAUAAAAGAAGAGGAGUAAAGAGACGAGAGGCUGGCCUUGAGCGGAAACUGAUAAUCCGACACGGUUUGGCUUCUUAUGCACACACGCCCCCGCACGCAAAACACACGUACAACCUCGCAUCCCAUCCAGCGACCCUCACACACACACACGCGGAGUUGGACCCUCAGCUGUGAACCUGGCGCACCCCUCUGCAGCUGUUCUGACCUGCUAGUCAGAAUCCAGGAUGAAUGUUAUCUCUCCAGGCACAAACAGCAGAGUUCUCGGCUUCACCUUGCUGGUCACUCUUCCAGUAGAUCCCCUUUCAACGCGCAGACAUGCGCACUGUUUCCAGUGGCCGCGGUAUAAGCCAUUGCGUGUGUGUCUGCAUCCGUAAGCAUCUCUGCACGGCUGUGCGUGUGUGGAAACUCCUCUGUGUGUGUGUGAGGAGGAAUAGGUCUUCUUUUAUUCUCUCUUUUCCACUUUUCUCUGCUUCUUUCUCCCUCUCGAGUCCACACAAAUUAACUAUAAGUCAUGUUUAAAGACUAUAAAAAAAAGAAAUGGCCUCUAUAUAUAAAUAUAUAUAUAAAUAUAUAUCUUUUUUAUGACAAUUUCUAACAGGACUAAGUCUGUAAAGAAUAAUCAACAUUUCCAAAUAAUAUCUCAUUGAUUUCUUUGGGUAAAACAGUAUUUUGGUUGUUGGGUUUACCCCCAUAUUCUCAUUUUAUUGUUGUUAAGCAAAAAGCUACACAGAUAGAAAAAAAAAAA